Molecule: messenger RNA, 3257 nt
Organism: Acanthopagrus latus (yellowfin seabream)
Lineage: Eukaryota; Metazoa; Chordata; Actinopteri; Spariformes; Sparidae
Gene: anapc2
Product: anaphase promoting complex subunit 2
Exons: 14
Coding region: 443-2908 (821 amino acids)
Biological process (GO): ubiquitin-dependent protein catabolic process
Cellular component (GO): anaphase-promoting complex
Molecular function (GO): ubiquitin protein ligase binding
Source: RefSeq, a predicted model, not a curated record
UAUACAAAGUAGUAGCCAUGUCUGCUUCACAGUGCUAAUAAUGGUAAUCAAAUUAUAUGAAACUGCAUCAAAAUAAGUUGCUAUUAACACAAGCGUUGAUUCCGCCAUUGUACGUCGUGUUGCUAACUGAAGAGGGCAGCGUCGAGCCUGUUAGCAGUUUACAGCCUGCCGGAAACUCGUCGGUAGAAGAAGACGAAGAAGAAGUAAACCCGCGAUACCAAAGCACAGACCAUGUAACGAUAUUUAAAAUAAUCACAACAGAACAGUUUUACUUUUAUAAAGGAUUUUCUUUUUUCGUUUUUAGACAUUAACAAACCACAUGAAUGAAAAAGCGGACCCGUGUAUAACCGUGCGCGACGUUACAACACGACUAAACAACCCGAAGUUUAAAUGUUUUACUCACCUUAGCUAGUUCGUUCGUUGGUGAAGAAAGUCUCAGAAAAUGGAGGAAAGUGUGAUGGAAUCGGAAUCAGCCGAACCUUUGGGAUCCACAACACAACAAGGGGUUUCUGACGCCUGGGAGACUGUCACCGCAGCGCUGACGUCUCCUGGCUCCUCGGUGACCGAGCAGAACCUCUCAGACUCGUUGGGUGUUCUGUGCGAUCAGGGUCUGGGUCGGCUGCUGGGCGGCUGGCUGCUGGAGAUGUUACAGAUGCGUCUGUCCUCCUCGGUGGUUCCAGAGUUCUGGUCUGGACUCAAACAGCCGGAGAACGAGCUGGAGGAGAGAGGCAGGGCCUGGGUUCUCCUCACCACCUUUCGGACUCUGUUAGGCCGACUGGAACCUUUCCUGUGUGGUUUGGAGCGACUGGGCCAGUGGCAGGACGAGGGCCGAGGGAGUCUCUGUGGUCCGGGGCCCCGAGGCCUCCAGGAUCGGGCCUUCACCAUCAUCAGGGCACUCCUCCUCUUCUCGCCCUCCCCGGUCCUCCAGGAGCGAGUGCUGGAGUUUUACAGCAGGACCUUCUCUGUCUAUAUGAACCAGGAGGGGGAGGCCGAGGACGGGGCCGAGGUUCCUGAUGGCCCCGAGGGAGGAGACUGUCGGGGCUGCGGGGUCCCGACGCAGGAGUGCUGGUGUCAGGAGGCCCUGGAACAACUGCAGGAGCUCAGCCACAUACUUUCUAAACUCCAGCUGCUGGAGUGGGUCAGCUCCGAGGCCGUCACCUCCAUCCUGCACAAGCUCAUCGAGCAGCGGAUGGAGCAGCACUGCAGGGGCGAAUACGAGCGCUCCUUCCUGCUGGAGUUCCAGGAGUGGCUGGAGCUGGUGCUGGGCUGGCUCAGCAAAGUGUUUGCAAGUGAGGCGGACAGAGACGUAGCUGCUCCCGGCGUUCCCAGUGUACCCAGUGUUCCCAGUGUUCCCAGUGUUCCCAGCAUGCAGGCCGGCCAGCCUGCCAGCUCCGUCCUGAAGCAGUGGAGGUGCCACAUGCACCAGUUCUUCUGCAGGAUCUACGUCAACAUGAGGAUCGAGGAGCUCUUCAGUAUCAUUAGAGAUUUCCCAGAAUCCAAAGCGGCCAUUGAAGAUUUAAAGUUUUGUCUGGAAAGAACCAAUCAGAGACAGCAGCUCCUCACUUCGCUCAAAUCUGCUUUCGAGAGCCGACUGCUGCACCCAGGAGUUCACACGUCGGACAUCCUCACGGUUUACAUCUCAGCCAUCAAGGCCCUCAGGGAGCUGGACCCAUCCAUGGUCAUCCUGCAGGUCGCCUGCCAACCAAUCCGCAAGUACCUCAGGACUCGAGAAGACACCGUGAGGCAGAUCGUAGCCGGCCUGACUGGAGACGCAGAGGGCUGCACAGAUUUGGCCUCGGAGCUGUCCAGAGGAGACCCGGUGACUCUGGAGAUGCAGGACAGUGACGAAGAAGGCAACGACCCAGAAGACUGGACGCCAGAUCCGACAGACGCCGUCCCCGAUAAAAUGGGCUCCAAACGCCGUUCGUCUGACAUCAUCAGCCUGCUGGUCAGCAUCUACGGCAGUAAAGACAUCUUCAUCGAUGAGUACAGAGCCGUGCUGGCUGACCGACUGCUGCACCAGCUCAACUACAACACCGCCAGGGAAAUCCGUAACGUGGAGCUGCUGAAGCUCCGGUUCGGAGAGUCUCACAUGCAUUACUGCGAGGUCAUGCUGAAGGACAUGGCCGACUCUCGGAGGAUCAACAGUAACAUCCGUGAGGAGGAGUCCAGGCUGAGCGAGGAGGAGCAGCCGCCGCUGUCCCUGUCCUCCAUCAUCCUGUCCUCGGAGUUCUGGCCUCCGCUGAAGGAGGAGAAGUUGGAGCUUCCCCCACUCGUCCUGCAGGCCAUGGAGGCCUACACACACCGCUACGAGAAACUCAAGGCCAUGAGGACGCUGAGCUGGAAGCCUCACCUGGGCUCAGUCACUCUGGACGUGGAGCUGGAGGACCGAACCCUCACCAACCUCACCGUCUCCCCGAUCCACGCUGCCAUCAUCCUGCACUUCCAGGAAAAAAGUUCUUGGACUCUGGAGGAGCUCAGUGUGAAACUGGGCGCCCCGAAGGAGCUGGUGCACAGGAAGCUGGCUCUGUGGCAGCAGCACGGCGUGCUGAGGGAGGAGGCGGGAGGACGCUACUACGUGGUGGAGACGGGCUCGUCCAAAGAGAAGAUGGAGAGAGGCGUGAUGCUGAUCGACAGCGACGAGGAGAGAGACUCCAACACCACCACCCAGUCAGAGCAGAGGGAGGAGAAGCUGCAGCUGUUCUGGGCCUACAUCCAGGCCAUGCUGACAAACCUGGACAGCAUGACGCUGGACCGCAUCCACUCCAUGCUGCGGAUGUUCGUCGCCACGGGACCCGUCGUCACGGAGAUGGACGUCAACGAGCUGGAGGCCUUCCUGCAGAGGAAGGUCAGGGAGCAUCAGCUGAUGGUGUCUGCAGGCGUCUACAGGCUCCCCAAAUCCAACUGAUGAUGGACAGAACUUCUGUAAUCUGACGCUGCAUUCACGUGCCGUGAGAAAUAUGGGAAAAUCCUGUUCUCCUCAGCUGUUGGGAAGAAGUUCUUCAGUCUUGGGGUGAUCCAGCAGAAUUUCUGCCAGCGUGUCAAAAUGGACUUUCCUUUUUAUAUGAAUGCAUCAUUUAUGAGGACCAUUCCUCUGAAAGGUUUGGUUUUUCAAAAUAAAAGCACCACCACCACACAAACACCAGUGCACGCAGUGAUGAUGCUGAAACUGGAAAUUAAGUUGUUAUGAAGGUUAUUGGUGUCAAACACUGACGUAUAAAACUGAUGUAUUAUUAUUAUAAAAGCUCUUGAAUGUC